This is a messenger RNA of Amoebophrya sp. A25, 1980 nucleotides long. The record is from the annotation of a GenBank genome assembly. NCBI's taxonomy places the organism in Eukaryota, Dinophyceae, Syndiniales, Amoebophryaceae.
GUUGCUUUGGAUCUGGAACUUCUGAAUGUGAUGAUCUGCGAAUGGGAUUCUGAUGAAUUCAUGGGCAUAGUUUGACAUCCUCGAAAACCCUAUCCAGGAGUAGUCACCUGUGCCUUGGUCUCUGGCGGCAAGAUUCAGAUGUGCAGUUUUUGGAUAGAUGAGAGUAACACGACCCUAAGUACCUGUUGUACCUGUUCAGUUUGAUUCAUUUAGAGUACUAUUGGUAACCGACCUACUACCUACUUCUAAAAACAAGGAUGACAAGAAGUAUAUAAGGCGGCAAUAGUGCACGUUCAUCAAGUUACAACGCUCAACGAAGUAGACAUCAUAUAUUUUGGAACAAGAACAAGAUGGGCAGCGACAUCAUUCUCGAUCCUGCGAUCAGGGAUCAUGCCUUGAUUGCAAUUUUCCUGGUCUUUUUGUUCGUCAAUCUGAUUCGCCAGAAUCUGUUGGUUCUCACGAAGGAUGAGCCGAAGAUUGAGAUGAAGGUGCUGAAACAGAACAAUGUUUUGGGCAGAUGUAGGAUGCUGAAAAGCGGUGGAGGACGUUUUUUAACCGAAGAUAGUUUCCGGAAUCGAAGAGCGUUUUACUGUAAGAAAGACACGGGACUUCUAUUGAACCCGCCACAACAGAAGAAGGGACUGGAAGCGAUGGAACAACAGGCCGUAAACUAUUUUUUUAGAUGCAUGUAGAGGUAAAUCAUAUAUUCUUGAUUGGAAUUCUUGUGUUUAGGAGAACCCCCACAACUACAUCGUUGUCGUGAUUUUUUUUCAACAUAAGUACUUUUAUACUAAAUUAGCAGUUGUUGACGAGCAGUUCUCCUUGGUAGUGUUGCAUUUGGAUAGCCACAACACCAAAGUACAAGUAGAACACCAACAAAACAAACAGGAUCCAGCCCAGAUGGCAGGCAUGCUGAAAUCGCAAAUGAUUUUCAUCAUUUCUCAAGGUGCUACUGGUUAUUGGGUCAACUUCCUUUUUACAGGAUUCUUAGUUGGGAAAACUCCAUUUCCUCUGACCUUCCGAUUCAAAAGCAUGCUUCAAAGGGGUGUUGAUGUCGAUAACCUUGAGCCAGGAUACAUAAGCGGGCUCUGUUGGUACUUCAUCAUCAUGAUGGGGAUUGGCGGAAUCCAGACGUUUCUUUAUGACGAGAAGAAAGUUGUCUGUCAUACAUACUUAGUUACAGCGAACUCCUCUAACCAAAUUAAUAUGGUGCCCUUCUUCGGGAGUGAAGUACUGUACUAAAUCGUCCCAUCGACAGUUUCGGAAUACUGCUCAGGGCGAAAUUCCAUUCCGCGUGUGGUUUUUAGUAGAAGCAGUUGCUUUUAAAAUUCGAAAUCGCCUCUUUCUUUUGCCGCACUUCCUCUGUAGGUGCCUGCGUGUAGCUGUACAUCAAUAUACUCACCUCUCCCAUUCCCCCUCAUCCUCCAUCCUCUAAUCCCUCCUGUCCCUGUUCGAGGAAGAAGGCAAGGUUAUCGAGCAAGGUGGCAUGGAUGACCCGAUGCAGAUGAUGAUGGGCGUCGCCCCCCAGCAGAUGCAAAACCCACUGAUGGGCGCACCGGACACCGCGAAGAUCUACCAACAGGAAAAGGAAGCACUAGACAUCUACUACUUCGAGUCAGUGCUUGAUGGGAUCGAGACAGAAUUAUGGAAAAAGUGGAAAAGGAGUGGGCCUGUGCACUAGAAGUCGUGGAGUCGUUAGACGGAAGCAGAUUCUUGAUGGGAAGUAGAAAGGCGUAGUUGGCUGCACGACGUAGGGAACUACAACUACGUCUCUUCUGAAUUUUUCUUCACGCACCAGACUCAACUGUGGUCCAUUAACUUUCUUGUUGUACUAUCCCCCCCAACAACAAAAAGGAUAUCCUCCCAUCCUCUUUCCUCUACUUUCUUGACAAAAAUAUUUUGACACGGUGAAAGAAUUGAUGAAGCGUCGUAGCUGUUGAUUCUUUCAGAGCUGCUCGUGUGACAGCAAUCGCAUGUGAU